Ochlerotatus camptorhynchus is the source of this 1042-nucleotide messenger RNA. RefSeq names its product Prenyl-binding protein (gene PrBP). NCBI's taxonomy places the organism in Eukaryota, Metazoa, Arthropoda, Insecta, Diptera, Culicidae. The record is from RefSeq and is a predicted model, not a curated record. The transcript has 4 exons. Gene Ontology annotation, biological process: sensory perception of light stimulus. Gene Ontology annotation, cellular component: cytoplasm. Bases 61 to 516 code for a protein of 151 amino acids.
GUUUUGUCCUCAACUUUCUGCGGAGUUUUAUUCGUCGAAAGUGUAACAUCCAAAAGCGGAAUGGGAACGGACGACGUGGCCAGAAGUGAAAAAGUCCGCGAAGGCUUUCAAAUAAACUGGUUGAUUCUGCGGGAUGCCGACACCGGUAAGAUAAUCUGGCAGGAGAACAAAGACUUUUCCUGUCCGGAUGUGGAGCACGAAGCGCGGGUGCCGAUAAAAAUUUUGGACCUGAGGGCCGUCUCGAGGGAGAUCAACUUCAGCACGGUAGAAUCGAUGGAGAACUUUCGGCUGGAUCAGAAGGUCCUCUUCAAAGGUCGCAUCAUGGAGGAGUGGUUCUUCGAGAUGGGUUGGGUCAGUCCGAAUACAACCAACACGUGGCAGUCGACGAUUGAAGCCGCACCCGAAUCGCAGAUGAUGCCGGCCAAGGUACUCAACGGAAAUGUGACCAUCGAGACGAGUUUCUACGAUGGCGAAACGCUUAUCAGCAAAUCGGUCGUAAGGUUGUACUACAUCUAAGCAAUAACGAUAACAGGUAAGACAGCGUUACAUCUAGUCCAGGGCCUGACUAGCGUGUGGUCGUUUGAAUGACUGAGACCUUGAUGACCCUUGUCGCCGCCAGAGCUCCCAGGGAUCAUAUGAAAUACGAUAAAAUUUAAAACACUAAUUAGGAUAGCCCCCAAGUCCUUUUUCGUGUAGAGCUUUGCGUGCACUUGCAGCACUUCAAAAACAGAACGACUCACUCAGAUCACAAAAGAUUGACCUAAAUAGCAUUUAUAGUCGAAAUGAAGAAAAUUUAAGCAACGGACAUCGGACAGAUUGAAAACUGAUUCAUUGGUUUUCUGUUUCGGUGUGACGCCGGGAAGACGCGUAACAGCAGCACUAUUUAAGGCAUUUUUUACAUUUAACAGUAAGCUACUCUCUAGGUUAUCACUUAGUUUUAUACAAAAGAAAGAUGAGGUGUAUUAAAGUACGCUGCACUACGAUCUGUUUUCUAAUUUGUAAGUCUAAAAGCAGUUCAAAAUCUAGUUCGAUGCAUUGAAUA